This is a messenger RNA of Micropterus salmoides (largemouth bass), 3231 nucleotides long. RefSeq names its product GATA binding protein 3 (gene gata3). Gene Ontology annotation, cellular component: nucleus. Gene Ontology annotation, biological process: negative regulation of transcription by RNA polymerase II; immune system development; embryonic organ development. Bases 534 to 1979 code for a protein of 481 amino acids. NCBI's taxonomy places the organism in Eukaryota, Metazoa, Chordata, Actinopteri, Centrarchiformes, Centrarchidae. Gene Ontology annotation, molecular function: RNA polymerase II cis-regulatory region sequence-specific DNA binding; zinc ion binding; DNA-binding transcription factor activity, RNA polymerase II-specific. The record is from RefSeq and is a predicted model, not a curated record. The transcript is spliced from 6 exons.
AGAAUGCCUUCACUGUAAAAAAAAAAAAAAAAAAAAAAAAAAAGAAAAAGAAAAAAGGGGGAGCUGGAGAGAGAGAGAGAGAGCAAGCGAGAGAGCAAGAGCCACACAGUCGAGAGGAAAGCAGAGAGAGAGAGAGGAGCGGAGUUAAUGGAGAGGGCUACAACUGCGCACAAACAGAGAUUUGAUCAGUGAGUUUAACUUGCUGGUGCUGGUCAGUGUGCGGUGAAGCCAUCCACUGCAAACAAGCCCUGCGCCCGUAAAAACCUCCACUACUUGUUGAGCUGGGCUGAAACAUUGACCUUUUUUUCUGAGAAGGAAGAAGUUCAGGAACUCUGCGUGGGACUGGAUUCCAUUUUGGACGUAUUUAUAUGUCAACACCUUUGUUGCAUUUGUAAUGUGGGGUGAUCGGAAGCAAGCGCGGAACCUGUGGAUUUAACAAAAAUACGGAUUUGGGACAGAUUAUUUCUUAUCUUGUGACUUGUACUGGUUUGCUUCGGCGUGCAUGAACAUUUGUUAAAGAAAAAAGCAAAGCAAUGGAAGUAAGUGCGGAUCAGCCACGAUGGAUGAGCCAUCAUCCCGCGGUGUUGAACGAGCAGCAUCCCGGCUCACAUCACCCAGGCCUCGGCCACUCAUACAUGGACCCUUCGCAGUAUCCCCUAGCUGACGAUGUGGAUGUACUCUUUAAUAUCGAUGGACAGGGGAACCAUGUCUCUCCAUACUAUGGAAACUCUGUCCGAGCCGUCCAGAGGUACCCUCCUCCUCCACACAGUAGCCAGGUGUGCCGCCCCUCAUUACUGCACGGCUCCCUGCCCUGGCUGGAGGGGAGCAAAGGCAUUGCCCCGCACCACAGCACUUCUCCGUGGAACCUGAGCCCUUUCCCCAAGAACCCCCUGCACCACGGCUCCCCGGCCAGCCUGUCCGUCUAUCCCCCGGCCUCCUCCUCCUCCCUGUCCACCGGUCACUCCAGUCCACAUCUCUUCACGUUUCCCCCAACCCCUCCGAAAGAUGUAUCCCCGGACCCAGGCAUAUCUACCCCGGGCUCCAGCAGCUCCGGGCGGCAGGAAGAUAAAGAGUGCAUAAAGUACCAGGUGACCCUGGCCGAGAGUAUGAAACUGGAGUCAGCUCACAGCCGGAGCGUGGCAUCAAUCGGAGCAGGGUCAUCCUCUGCCCACCACCCCAUCGCCACAUACCCAUCCUAUGUCCCCGAAUACGGCCCAGGCCUCUUCCCACCAAGUAGCCUGAUAGGUGGGUCACCUUCUAGUUAUGGUUCCAAAACAAGACCAAAAACAAGGUCCUGUUCAGAAGGUAGAGAGUGUGUGAACUGCGGGGCCACGUCGACUCCGCUGUGGAGGCGGGACGGUACGGGUCACUAUCUGUGUAACGCCUGCGGACUCUAUCACAAGAUGAACGGGCAGAAUCGCCCCCUCAUCAAACCCAAGCGGCGGCUGGUACGUCUUCACCACAUUUCUCUAUUGAUGACAUUUCCGUCUCUCUCUCUGUUUUUCCCCUAUCCAGGAAGAAGUAGGCCUAUUAGCUGCAGGAAAUUGACUCGACAAGUGCAGUCCGCAGCCAGGCGGGCAGGGACGUCAUGUGCAAACUGUCAAACGACAACGACGACGCUGUGGCGGAGAAACGCCAACGGGGACCCGGUGUGUAACGCCUGCGGCCUCUACUUUAAACUGCACAAUAUCAACCGACCUCUGACCAUGAAGAAGGAAGGCAUCCAGACCAGGAACAGGAAGAUGUCCAGCAAGUCCAAGAAGAGCAAAAAGUCCCAAGACAGCAUGGACGACUUCUCUAAGAGCCUGAUGGACAAGAGCAGCUCCUUCAGCCCGGCCGCCCUGUCCCGCCACAUGUCAUCCUUCCCUCCCUUCUCGCACUCAGGCCACAUGCUGACCACCCCCACACCCAUGCACCCCUCCUCGAGCCUCCCAUUUGCUCCCCACCACCCUUCCAGUAUGGUCACAGCUAUGGGUUAGACCUCCCUUUGCUGCACCACCCCUGAACCAUCGGCCUCGCCACCACCAUAUCCCUUGGUACCUCUGCUGAUCUGCCUCCAUAUCCUAAAAGACAAUAAAACUGCUCCUCGUCCCGACCUAAGCUAUCCUGUCCCACCACCGAGCUGCGGUGCGAGAAUGACAGGCUUUAGGCUCCUUUGUCUUCAGUUGUAUCUUAUUUUUAUAAAAUCAAAGUGUACCUCUGCGAUGUGAAUGCUUUGCAGACUUGACUUGACUGUGGCGCACUGACCUCCAGGGGGAAGUUUUUUUCCCCCUCCUCAGCCCGGGAGAGAAAGAACAUUUUCUACUCCCACACCACCGCCACCACAUCGAGGCUGUCCUCCCAGCUGAUCCACAUGAUAAGGAGCUCCAUUUGUGUACAAAAAGCCAUUUUUCCACACACGAACAUCACAAAAACAGACAUUAAAAAAACUUUUACAACGCUCUCUUCCUAACUUUCCAAACCCGCUUCUCUUCACCUUGCACCUGUGUAACAGGAACCCCCCGCUCCUCUUCUUCUUCUUCUUCUUGAAGAUGAGGAGAGACAGACGUUGAAUAUAUUUGUACAAAUUGUAUGAAAUACACAACAUUUAAUGAAGACUUUUUAAUUAAGUAAGAAAAAAAGGAAACAUGCCCCUGGGCAGCUAACGACAAGAAGGGUACGAGUCGCAGCAGGUGGAGAGACUUGCCGCCAGUGGAGUGAGGAGAGGACGUUCAGAGUAAAGAAAAAAGGGAGGAGGAGGUGAGAAGAUGAGAAGGAGAGACUUUUGAAAAAGGGCAGGCCUUGGUUUUCGCCUGCGUGAAUUGUGUUGCAUUAAGUUUGCAGAGAGUCAGCGGCUCUAGCUGCAGGCAUCUCUCUCUAUUUUUUGGAUGUGCUAUAGGUCUCGGGCAAUUGGUUUGUGUUACGCACGCACGUACAUACACAUACAUCCACGCACACAAACACAAACACACACGUACACACACAUUUGAUCACCUGAAAGACUUUCUUCCUGCCCACAGAUUAUAUGCAUUGUGAAAAAAGUUCCUGUAUUUGUUAUUUGUAUGUAUAAAUCAGAGUACCAAAAAUACGAAAUAAACAAAGAUGUAGAAUUAUUUCUUUAUGUUAUGCAGACUGAAUGGUUGUAAAAAUUUAAUAAUAAUCACUAGUGUAAAAUAUGACUGCUUUUUUGUUUCGUAAUUUUUUUUCCCUCUUUGAAAAUAAUAAACUAGUUUAAUCUCUGUUGACAUGUUA